CGAUUAUUCUUCUCUCGUGUUGUUGAAAAAUGGCGAAUCGUGCUCCGAAUAGACGUCCGGCUCAAGAAGUCGAUAAUACUAUUGCCUACGUGCAAUGUGAUGGCUUGGCUGCAAUGAAAAUGGUUAAGCAUUGCCAUGAGGAAUCCUCUGGUAAUAUGGAAGUGGCACAAGGUGCCCUGCUUGGAUUGGUGGUUGACGAUCGACUGGAGAUCACCAAUUGCUUCCCGUUUCCGAAAUCAUCGGAUGAAACUAUAGACGAGGAAGAGUAUCAACUGAACAUGAUGCGUCGUUUACGUUUAGUUAACGUGGAUCAUUUCCAUGUCGGUUGGUACCAGAGUGCCGAUGUUGGCAACUUUUUGUCGCUACCUCUGCUGGAGUCUCAGUACCACUAUCAGACCAGUAUCGAAGAGUCGGUCGUUGUCAUCUACGACACACAGAAGUCCAAACGAGGCUUCCUGACUUUGAAGGCUUAUCGACUGACGCCGCAAGCCAUUGCCAUGUACAAGGAAGGCGAGUUUACUCCGGAAGCGUUGCGUAACCUGAAGGUCGGUUAUGAAAAUCUGUUCUUAGAGGUACCAAUUGUCAUUAAGAACUCGGCUCUUUGUAACAUAAUGAUGUCCGAGCUGGCGGAGAUGGUUCCCGAGGAAGAGGGAACUCAUUUCCUCGACCUUGGGACGGCUUCCGUUUUGGAAAAUCACCUGCGUUGUUUGAUGGAUCGCGUUGACGAGUUGAACCAGGAAGCCAAUAAGUUUAACAAGUACCAGCAGUCCGUUAUUCGACAGGAACAGGACAAACAUCGCAUGCUGGCUAAACAUGCUCAAGAGAAUGCUGCACGCAUUGCCAAGGGCGAAGCGCCGGUGCCUGAUGAUGAGGUUAAUAAGCUGUUCCGUCCGUUGCCGGUGCCACCGAGGUUGAAUCCGAUGAUCGUGUCCGGUCAGAUCAACACGUAUGCCCAGCACAUUUCGCAAUUCUGCUCGCAAUCACUGGCUAAACUGUACAUGACACAAUCAUUGCAAGGCGCCAAGGAUAAUAAGCAGUAAGCAGAAGUGGUACGUACGCAAGUGUAAUUCGAACAUUUCCAUCUAAACAAAGUAAAUAACUACACACGAGAAGAAUUGGAGUAAAUCCUUUGGAGAGUUGAAAGCUAAUUGGCUAUAGACGGUGAUCAAUAAAAACUACAAGUUCAUUUGGUUUCAAACAAAAACCAACGGUAGUCCGUCAGGACGUGCGUCC
This is a messenger RNA of Sabethes cyaneus, 1233 nucleotides long. It is a transcript of the gene eIF3h, whose product is annotated as eukaryotic translation initiation factor 3 subunit H. NCBI's taxonomy places the organism in Eukaryota, Metazoa, Arthropoda, Insecta, Diptera, Culicidae. The coding region runs from base 30 to 1040 and encodes 336 amino acids. The transcript has 3 exons. The record is from RefSeq and is a predicted model, not a curated record. Gene Ontology annotation, molecular function: protein binding; translation initiation factor activity; metallopeptidase activity. Gene Ontology annotation, cellular component: cytosol; eukaryotic 43S preinitiation complex; eukaryotic translation initiation factor 3 complex.